This is a messenger RNA of Lactuca saligna, 363 nucleotides long. NCBI's taxonomy places the organism in Eukaryota, Viridiplantae, Streptophyta, Magnoliopsida, Asterales, Asteraceae. The record is from the annotation of a GenBank genome assembly.
AUGGAGGCCAUGGUGUUUGAAACCGAAGCAGUUGAUCAGGCCAUAGAACCGUAUAUAAAUGAAAAUGUUAACACAAACGAUUCCAUGGAAGCAACAUAUGAAUCUGAAGAACUUAAUGAUUUCAGUGUGAAAAUUGAAAUUGACGAAUAUGAUGUUGAUGAUGAAAGGAUAUUGGGAAUGGUUUUUGAUACACCCUAUGAUGCCUAUACAUUUUAUAAUGAUUAUUCGUUUUUGCAUGGAUUUGUUAUACGUAGAGAUGACACAAUUAAAAAUCCUAAAACAAAUGAGCCUUUUCGAAAGAUAUAUGUAUGCAGCAAAGAAGGUUUCAAACGGAUGGACAAAAAUGAUUCAAGUGAAAAAUGA